This is a messenger RNA of Diprion similis, 6007 nucleotides long. RefSeq names its product CDK5 regulatory subunit-associated protein 2 (gene cnn). The coding region runs from base 1272 to 5504 and encodes 1410 amino acids. The transcript has 16 exons. Gene Ontology annotation, biological process: chromosome segregation; establishment of mitotic spindle orientation; negative regulation of centriole replication. Gene Ontology annotation, molecular function: protein kinase binding; transcription cis-regulatory region binding; calmodulin binding. The record is from RefSeq and is a predicted model, not a curated record. Gene Ontology annotation, cellular component: mitotic spindle pole; perinuclear region of cytoplasm; microtubule organizing center. Lineage: Eukaryota; Metazoa; Arthropoda; Insecta; Hymenoptera; Diprionidae.
UCAAGACGGUCAGCGGUGAGGAUGUGCUCGUCGGUGGCUGUUUAGCUGCACACACGCGUCGAUUUCGUAUCGAAAUACGCUGUUCCUUGUAGGAAAAAAAUAAAAGUAUCCGCCCAGUGACGAUAGUUUGAGCAACGAUCAGUGCGGAAUAUUAUUCCCAGUAAAAACUCUGUGCAUUCGCUGUUUUACGGGCCCUGAAAGUGUUGCGGGUGGUUUUUACUACUGGAUAAAUAAUCGCAGACAAAAUGGGAUAUAUUGGACCGUUUGUGGCUAACAAAAGAUUCAUAUUCCUCAAGACUGUGAUUAGAAAAAAUAAAUUGCUUUUACAACGCCAAUGACCAAGUCGUAACAUAUCUACCCCACUAUUUUGUGCUUGUUGAAGAUUUCUUAAGAAAAAAAAGAGACUUAUCGUGUUUUUUUUUACACAAUGUGCAUGCCUGCGCGUUAGAUCGUUUGUUAAAUAUAUUUUUUGAUAAUCCUGACAAGAAGAAUCUUCUCCGCCUUCGUAAACGUUUGUAUACUUUGUCUGAUAAACAAAAUGAGACAGACGUCAGUUUGACCCCGGACAAUUGUUUGAAUAUAAUUCAAACUUCGACCUCUGUUUUGUAAUUACGAAAUAUGUAUCCAUUUUAGUGUGUACAACGAGCUUUAAACUUUCUUGACACAGAAUUUAACUGACAAAGUGAUUUUAACACCGUCAAGUGAUCUUAACAAUUGCAUUGAUUGGUCGUGAACUGAAUUGAACUUUGUGAACAUUUUUCCCCCGGUUCUCGAUCUAUUAUUAACGAACAUUAACUGGAAGUGGUUAGGCGAUUAAAGUUGGAUAUAAAUGCGUAUAAUACUUAAUCGCGAGGAAACCAGUUUUUUAAAUAAAAGAAGCUUAAUAUCCUCUUGUAAAAAAGUAAUAUUUUAUUAAAUUGUUAUCGUCCGAGUUGUUUGAAACGUAUGUAUAAUAAGAUAAAGUAAUAAUAAAGUCUGAUACUUAGUGCCAAAGACAGCAGUGAAGCCAAAAAAUAUACACUAUAAUAUUACGUAACCAAGCAACGUAUGUAUAUACAUACACACACAUAUAUAUAUAUAUAUAUAUAUUUCUUGUUAUUAAUGAUAAUUGACUAUUGAUACGAGGAGAAACUUGGGACAGUAUUAAAGACAAUACUAUACCCGUCCACACGUGACAGGGGAACAACGAAAAAAACUCACACUGUGAAAAAAUACAAAUAUACAUAUAUUUUGAAAUUCAAACUGUUAGGCGCGUAAACAAAAGAAGAAAAAUGUCGUUUCUUAAUGGAUAUUCAACGUACAAUCCCCAGUCGCACAGUGCAACCUCUCCACCGAGAACUAGUAUCUGGGGUAGUUCUCACAGUCCAUUUAGAAGCACGAAUUUGACCCUUCAGGAUAUCACGAUAGAUCACACGCUUCCUUGUAUAAAUGGCACACAUGGAAGGUCUCCAGGUAAGGCGGCGACCACAGGGCCUGGACUCGGCGCUGUCAGAGGGGUACCAGGCGUCGUCCAAGGGACCGGAGGUAGAACAAUGAAGGAGUACGAGGAUCAGCUUGGCAUGCUGAAGAAAGAGAACUUCAACCUUAAGCUGCGAAUAUAUUUUCUUGAGGAAAGGAUGGGCAUCACAUCUGCGGAUGAAGAUGCGAUCAAAAAAAAUAUCGAACUUAAGGUCGAGGUCGAGUCACUGAGGAAGGAACUGAUUGAGAAGCAGGAUCUUCUCAGCCAGGCAGCCAAAGCUUUUGAACUUAUCGAAGAACAGAAAGAAGCGUCAUCGCGUAACCAGACUCAAUAUCAACGGUCGCUUGAUUUCGAAAGAGAAAGAAUUGCCGAACUUGAAAGAGAACUUGAAGAGUACAAAGAAAAACUCGCUGAUACCUCAGCAUACUAUAAAGAAGAAUACGGUAUCACGCCAGAAGAAUCGUUAGAGAAUAAAGAAAAAUUACACCAGAUGGAAGAGCUUGUCGUGGCCUUAGAAGUGGAGGUGAAGCAAAUAACUAGUAGCCUUGAAGAAGAACGCAGCUGGGGUUUGGAAUUGGAGAGUGAGAGAGAUCAGUUGAAGGAGCGUCUUGAAGCUGAGGUUCAACUCAGGGAAGGUUCUAUCGAAGAGAGAAAUCAGGAGAUCGACCAGCUAAGGGAAAGAGUCAAACAGUUGGAAGAGCAGAUAUUUAAGUGGGAAAGCCUGUCACAGCAACAGAAGAGUGAGUUGUCAGAAAAGGACAGAAUCAUCAAAGAAAAAAGUCUCCAGCUUGAGGAAAGACUUCGUUCUUGUGAUGAGCUGACCAACGACUGCGAGAAGAGAAAGAAACAAGUUGAUUCCUUGAGAGCUUCGGUCAAGGCGAGGGAUGACGCUCUGAUAGAACUUACGAACAAGCACAAAUUUCUUCUGUCGCAGUUUGAAUGCAACUCCCCAAAACCUAAAAUUUGUUCGCCGCCAAGGAGCCCGACAACACUAAACUCUGUUGAUGAAUUACAUCUGCAAACAACGAUGGGCCAAAGAUCGAGCUGCCUACGGAGUCCAGAGAAGAAAAACACUUCUCUUGACUGGGAGCCAAACAAGGAAAAGUCUUCGAGGCACAGUUCACAGGAUUUGGAGGAAUACGAUAGUGAGACGAAGCGACACCAAGAAGCCAACAAGCAGUUAACUUUGAAGCUUUGUAAUACUCAGAAGACUGUUGAGGCUGCUGAUCAAAAAUACAAAAAGCUAACCAUGGAUCACGAAAAGGCAGUUAAAAUGAUUCAAGGAUUUAUGGAAAGGCAACAGCAGUUGGAGGACAAAUUAGUGAAAAAGGAUCGUAAACUUAUGGAACUAGAAGUUGAACUGAGCAGACUGAGGAGUCAAGAUUGCACAAAGUCCAAUCGCAGAGUCCCAUCAGCUAGACGUGAUCUAACCAAUGAGAUGUUUGACGACCCGGAGCGGGACCCAUGCAAUCAGCAACGCUUUGAGGAAAUGGAGGGCAAGAUUAACGACCUGAGAAUACAAAUCGAUACUAUUAAGGCUGAGAAGAGUAAACUAGAAAUGCAGAUUCAAGCCGAAUCCCAGGAAGUACAAGAACAACUGAAAGACCGAGAACAAAAAAUAGUAUCUUUGGAGUCUGAGAAAAACACAAUUAGCGUUGAGUUAUCAGAGAAAGUUGUCGAACUCGAUAAACUGAAGGAAGCCUACAAUCAGGCAAGUCUUAAAAUCGAAGAAAGCUGCCGAACAAACGACUUGGGUGACGAGUAUAGCCUGCGAGAAGAGUUGGUGUUGAAAAAUGCACUGAUUGAGGACAAGGAUAAAAAAAUUGAACAAUUGAGCAAAGAACUACAAAUCCGAACGCAGAAUCUACAAAAACUUGUCAAUACGGAAUUGUGGAGCAAGAAUAAAGAAAUUGCCAAAUUACAUAAUCACAUGACUGCAACCCAUAGUCACGAAAGGAGCAGGAACAGGUCUGAAUCAGCCUUAGAUAAUUCUGGAUUGCAAGUAACAACAUUGAUCAAAGAACUGUCAGACCUUGGUGUACAAGUAAAAAUUGUAAAUGACACUGUGCAAUUGAAUUACGUCAAUGGAAAUGAGUCGAUAGACUUAAAAAUGAUGAAGAGUUACAUAGAAACCCUUUUAGAACAACGAAAUGAGUUGGAAAAAGAAAUAGAUUACCUCAAAUGGUUGAAACUUAUUACGAAACCUGAUAUAACUAAUGAAAUCGAAAGCUCUGGGUCAGAAACCGAGAGAGCACGAAAGUAUUGUGAACUAUUACGAACACAUCUUAAAGAGCUGGUCAGAUUUAUGAAAGAAAUGUUGAGUAAAGCUAAUCAUUCGGAAAUAAUUAGUAUGGAACAUAAAAAAAUAGUGUUGGACGUAUUUUUGGAUUCUAAAAUUUUACCCGACAAUUUUAUACAAUCUUUUGAAGAAAUACCCGGUGGUGAUGUGGUUGGAGAACACUCAUCCCGACGUCAUUUUGCUGAAGAACGUUUAGUUGAUAGUGUUGGGAAGAAGAGUCACUCCGAAAAUUUACUGGCAGUGCGAAAGAAUCAAAAUUCGACUCACUCAGAUUCGGAGGCAUUUUCAGAGCCAGACAGAACAGUUUCGCUUGCUAGAAUCGGACUACAAGAACUGCAUCAUAAAGCUAGCAACAAACAUAGAUUCUCUAAGUAUACGAAAACGUUUAGUGAUUCUGAGGACUCUAUGGAUUAUGUUCCUUACCACAAGACUUACCAGAGCGAUUUGAAUGACACGGAUGAGACAAGUAAUAUACAGGAGCUAAAAGAAACCAACAAUCAGCUAUACUCGGAGCUGAAUGCUCUCAGGAAUGAGCUUACGAGGAAAACUUUAUUCGAUGAUAGAUUUGACGAAAAAUUGGCACCUUUAAUCGCAAAGUUGGAACGUUCACAGAGAUUUUGUGAAAAAUUGCAGGCGUCACUCGAAAAAAGAAUGAGCGAAUGCUACACACUGAAAAAAGAAAGUAAACAAAACAGCAUACGUAAAGCACAGUUGGAGAAAAAGAUUUCGGAGGUUGAAAAUAUGGCUAUUGAAUUAACUAAACAAAAGGCGGAUCUUUUACAUUCUAAAGAAAGCGCUGAGAGACAAACCUGUGAAAUGCUAACAGCGCUCAAUAGAGAAAAUGAUACGCUGCGAACAAAGAUUAAAAAAAUGGAAGAAGAAAUGGAGGCAGCUAAAACGAAUUUGGCAACAAUAACUAAAGAAAUGGAUCAAUUGACGCUUUCUCACUCCCAAGUUCUCGUCGAGAAUACAAAACUAAUCAAUGAAAAACUGAGGCUGGAACAAGACGUGCGCAAAAACGACAGUAGAUAUGAUAUUGCACUACGGUCUCUGCACGAGAAAUAUACCAAAGAGAUAGCAGACCUGAAUCAACUUAACGAUUCGCAGCGAUUACGUAUGCAGGAGUUGGAAAUGAUAAACAAAGAGUUACGAAGGCAUGUCGUAACUUGCGAGGCCAGUGAUUCUGCGCCAAGUUCGAGUGGUAUUUCAUCCAUUCCAACUGACACGACGAUUAAACAAAGUUGUGACGAUAUAAUCCAAGAAUAUCAUUCCUACAAUGGCUCUCAGUAUUGGUUGCCAAUAAAUUAUCCGACUCUUACGGGUCGCAGUAAGUCGAGCUGUUCCCCUGACUUGGGAAUCGAGAGCGAUGCGGCGCUGACGACAACGACGACCCGACCUUUGAAAGACACUUUGAAAAUAACCGAAUCUAUGACAAAUCUUCUCAGCGAGGAUGAGAACUGUAAUACAAACCGAGAACUCAGAGAUUUAGACAGUGAAAGCCCGCUGCCUACAGAAGGUGGGCAUACAUAUAGUAGUCUGAACGAAAUGGAAGUGUUGAAGCAGGAAAAUGAGGCACUGAAGCGACGACUGAUGAAAACUAGAAGAGCUUUGGAAGAUACAUUUCAGCAUCUUUCUGCAUCGAAUAAAAAUAAAAAAAAUGUUGAAAAGGCGAUAACUAAGCAGCUGAUGAUAACAAAAACAAUAUUAAAAAAAACUAGGACUUACGAGGAGUCCUUUGAAAAUUGAAAAUUGAAUCCCGAGUAAUGAAAAUGUAACGACGCGUUAUGUAACUCGUAUAUUGUUGUUUAUUCAUUGCUAUACAUAUGUUACAUUGUUGCCCGUUGAAGCAUGCAAUGGUCUUUUUUUCUGUCAUAUCGAAACCGAAGCGACUGAGAUGAAUAAUACGUAUUGUAUCGUAUGUAAUCAAACCGAGGACAUAUUUUCUUAUCGUGCCAGUAUUAGGCAAUGUUUUUCCUUCUUUUUUUUUGUAAAGAAGACAUUUUUCUUCAAUAUAUGUAUGUGAUGUGCGGUGUAUACAUUGAGACUUGUAAAUAGAUAUUUUUUUCUAAUUAGUUAAAUUGAUAAGAAUUCAUAAUAAAAUUUUUUGAAAACAUUGCGUGAUCUCUUAUCACUGCAUCUCGUGGUUAAAAAAUGUGAAUAAAUAUAUAACUGUAUAUAUUACUACAACUAUACAUCUCAUCAUAGCAUCUGUAAAUAGCCCAUAUAAUAAAAUAUUUGACCUUUAUUUU